This is a messenger RNA of Pterocles gutturalis (yellow-throated sandgrouse), 1938 nucleotides long. RefSeq names its product immunoglobulin superfamily containing leucine-rich repeat 2 (gene ISLR2). The record is from RefSeq and is a predicted model, not a curated record. Lineage: Eukaryota; Metazoa; Chordata; Aves; Pterocliformes; Pteroclidae. Gene Ontology annotation, molecular function: protein binding.
UGGCAGGGGAAGAUGGCCCCGCUGGUGUCCCUGUGGCUGGUGGCCCUGCUGUGCUUGGCGCGGGCGUGCCCCGAGCCCUGCGCUUGCGUGGACAAGUAUGCCCAUCAGUUCGCCGACUGCGCCUACAAGGAUCUCCAAGUGGUGCCCACGGGGUUGCCCUCCAACGUGACCACCCUCAGCCUCUCGGCCAACAAGAUCACCUCGUUGCAGCGGCGGGCCUUAGCGGAGGGGACCCCAGACCCGCACAAUGAGAUCCGCUCCAUCGAGCCCGGUACUUUUGCCAUCCUGGUGCAGCUGAAAAACCUGGACAUCAGCCACAACCAGAUCGUGGACUUCCCUUGGCAGGACCUCUACAACCUCAGCGCUCUCCAGCUGCUCAAGAUGAACAAUAACCACAUGGCUCUGGUGCCUCAGGGGGCUUUCCACACCCUGAAGGACCUCCGGUCCCUCCGCAUCAACAACAACAAGUUCACCACCCUCGCGGAGGGUAUCUUCGACUCACUCAGUUCCCUCUCCCACCUCCAGAUCUACAACAACCCCUUUGAGUGCUCCUGCAAGCUCCAGUGGUUGAAGAAAUGGAUGGUCAGCACGCUCAUCUCUAUCCCUGAGAAGGAUUCCAUCGCUUGUGCCCUGCCGGAGCAGCUCCGAGGAGUGCCGGUGGGGAAGAUCCCGGACGUGCAGUGCACCUCGCCUACCGUGCAGCUGACUUAUUACCCCAACCUGGACACCACGGAGCUUUUUGAUGGCUUCACCCUGACGCUGCACUGUGCCGUGGUGGGCACCCCACCGCCAGAAGUGAGCUGGAAGAUCCGCACUUCCAGUCAAACCCUGGAGCUCAACGGGAACCCGAAGGAAAGCACUGGGAAGGAUCUCCCCAAACAGGACCCCGAGCGCUUCUUGGUCUUCAAGAAUGGCACGUUGGUGAUUCCCCACCUGAGCAAGAGGGAAGAAGGCACCUACACCUGCCUGGCCACCAACGAAAUGGGGAGCAACCAGACCUCGGUUAAUGUGGCCGUGGCGGGCACCCAGAAAUACCCGCUGCAGCCAGGGAGGGAUGCACUGGGGGGUAAAGCACAGCCAGGUGACAAGAAGCCUGGGGCCAAGGGAGCAAAGAACAGUGUGCUCAUGCCGGAUGAGAGGAACAAAGCCCUUGGUCCCACCCGGCAGAGCCAACCGUCCUUGGCAGCUGGGACAGAGUCCACAGGAGACGGGCAAGUCCCUUUCCAGCUUCCACCCUUUGAGAAGAAGUGUGGCUCUGCGCAAACCAGCAAGUACAUCUCCAACCACGCCUUCAACCAGAGCGGCGACUUCAAGCAGCACACGUUCGACCUGGGGGUGAUAGCUUUAGAUGUGUCGGAGCGCGACGCCCGCGUGCAGCUCACACCCACCUACGUGCAGCCCGAGAAGGUCCACCUCAGGAUGCUCUACUUGUGCCAGGAGAGCAGCCAGGGCCACGCGUUGGUCCAGUGGUCCAAGAUUGAGGAAGGGGUGAACUCGUACUGGUUCCAGGGUUUGAACCCCGGCACUAACUACUCCGUGUGUCUCACCUACCCGGGGGAGGACUGCCAAGUCCAAGUGGUCUUCACUACCAAAAAAGAGAUCCCCUCCCUCAUCAUCAUUGUGGUGGUGAGCAUCUUCUUGCUGGUUCUGGCCACCUUACCCUUGAUGGGUGCCACCUGGUGCCACCUCCUCUCCAAAUACCAAGGGAAGACCUACAAGCUCAUCAUGAAAGCCCAGAACCCCGACCAGAUGGAGAAGCACAUGGCCACCGACUUCGACCCCCGCGCCUCCUACCUGGAGUCAGAGAAGAACUACAAUCCCAGUGAGGUGGGAGCAGAUGUGGAGGAAGAAGAUGAUGAUGAGGAGGAGGAUGACGAAGGAGGCAGGCAGAGGAGGGGGAGAGAAACCGAAGGAGCUCUGGAGCUGGAGCGAGAGGAG